Molecule: messenger RNA, 1272 nt
Organism: Aspergillus bombycis
Lineage: Eukaryota; Fungi; Ascomycota; Eurotiomycetes; Eurotiales; Aspergillaceae
Exons: 2
Coding region: 1-1272 (423 amino acids)
Source: RefSeq, a predicted model, not a curated record
AUGUCGACCGGACGCAAGGUCUUCCACUGUGCCGUGGAUGAGACGGCGCUGACGACCAACAUCAGUGAAAUCAAAAAAUGGACAACCAACGGGGCCAUCACCCUGGUCGUUCCUCUUUACACCCUUGAACGUCUUCAUGCAUUGAAACGAGCCGGGUCUCAAGUCGCUAUCAACGCCCGCGAGGCUGUUCGCUUUCUUGACCGCGUUACUUCCGGAAAGGAUAGUACCCCGGCCGAUCGCGUCGCUCUCCAGGGCCCGAUGGAGCAGUACGAGAACUGGGAUGAUGCGGAGAAGUUCUUUUUGCCGGAAUUCGAAGAAGAGCCGGAGGCGACAAAUGGAACCGAUACCAGAGAGACGCCGUUGGAGAAGAAGGGACCCAAAGGAAACGACAACAAGAGAAACGGAGCCCCGGAUGACCUAUCGCAAAUGCUUCUCAACAAGCUUAACUUCAAGAAGGACUCGGACGCCGCGUCGGUUAACUCGGCAGGGACUCACAGUGCCCCGGCAUCGCCACCUUCGUCGAGAAGUUCCCGUACAAGUCCCGAAUGUGCCAACUCUCAUGUAGUUGAGGAUGGAAAUGGAACGAACAACCUUAGAGUAAAGCAGACGAACGGACAUAAGCGAUCUGCUUCCGGCUCCACCAUCCCCACGGUUCCCUCGGCGCUCCGACCGCUACUCAGUGCGUUGCUGUGGCGCCUGCACAGCGGCCCGGAUGCGUCCAAUGCGGCUAAAAGUUGUAUCCUUAUCACGAACGACCGCUCCACGCAGAUUUGGGCCCAGAAGUUUGGCAUUGGCGUGAAGAACAUCCACCAGCUGCGGACCUCCAUUCAGUACGAAGAACGGGAAUACAAGAAUCGCUGCAAAUAUGUGGAGAAAACCCAAACUCAGACAGCCGAGCCGAAGUCACUGCUUUCCUACGACGACGAAAGCGACGAAGAUGAACUAGUAUUUGUUCCUCGGGGUCGCGGGAAACCAACCUCACGAGGAGGAUCGCGUGGCGGAAGCAAUCGGAAACCUGCUGUCGCUAAGACCAUGGCGCCGCCUGUGGAGAGUACGAUGGAGAUCCCUACUCAGCCCAUCGAUCCCAACUCUUUUAGUCGGUCCUUGCCCACCACAACCAAGCAGCAGCCCACGAUUGAUCUCAGUACGCAAUCCGGGGCUGCGCGUGGCAUGGCAGGAGCGUCUCGGAACUACAAUAGCGGUCGUCGAGGGGCUCCUCGUGGUCCAACUCGUGGCAACAGCCGAGGCCGUGGGAAACUCUGGGUUCCUUGA